AUGUCGUCUGACGACGAUUCAGACGAGGACGAGAGGUCACGAUCCUCCGAAAACGACGACUCAGAGGAAGAGGAAGGAGAGGAGCUCUCAACCUCGCGCUUGCUCGCGAGAAGAAGAAGAAGCGCAAAAGCGAGAGAGAAAGUACUCAAACGUGCUUCGUUUGCAAAACUUCUCCAAUUGGCGAAACCGGAUUCCCGAUGGAUUCUGUUCGGCCUCCUGUCCUUGCUCUUCCGCUUACCGUUCAGCGUUUCCAUGCCACACUUCGUGGCGAUGACUAUAGGAGCCGUCGUCGACGGAAACCAGCAAAAAUUUAUGAAAAACGUUCGGUACUUUUUAUGCGCCGGCGUCAUCAACGGAUUGUUAGACUUUUGGAACGUGUUUCUGUUUUCCUUUGCGCAAACGAGAAUAGUGCGACGGUUAAGACGAGACGUGUUUCGUUCAAUCUUGAGGAAAAAAAUCGAAUGGUUCGAUUCGAGGACGACGGGGAGAGUGGCGUCGAUGCUCUCGUCGGAUUGCGGGGAAAUUGCGAGCGAUUUGUCUUGGGUGUUUCGAAACUGCGUGGAGUGCGUGGUGCGAGUUUUAGGGGUGUCGGCGUAUUUAGUGUGGUUGGAUUACCGACUGGGCGCGUUGGCGACGGCGGCGGUGCCGGCGUCGGCGAUAGCGAAUCACUUUUACGGGAAGUGGAUGGCGAGGAAUAGCGCUCGAGUGCAAGAAACGUUGGCGAGCGCGAACGAUGUCGCGCACGAGGCGAUCGGGAACGUGAGAACGGUGCGAGCGUUUGCGAACGAGGCGUACGAGAACGACCGAUAUGGAUUCGCGGUGAGUCGAUGGUAUAAAGAAAGCGUCGAGCAAGCGAUAUUUUCGGGAGGGUAUUUUACCAUAUUUUAUAGCUUGAUAUCGUCGUGUUUCGUUCCGGUGAUGAUAUUAUACGUGGGUGGGAGAUUAGCUUUAGACGAGGACAUGGGCGCGGAAAAGUUGGUCGCCGCGAUGUUGUACCAAUCUCAGUUGCAAGAGUAUUUUGGGCAGCUUUUGAACGCGUUUACGAGUUUAUUCAAAGCGAGCGGAAGCGCGACGGAGGUUUUUAAUUGUUUAGAAGAAGAAGGAGAAGAAGAAGAAGAAGAAGAAGAAAUAGGAAAGGAGAAGAACAAAAAGUUGAUGAAAAUGGACUCGUUCAAAGGUCACGUUCAGUUUCAAAACGUGACGUUUUCGUAUCCUUCCACUUCUUCUUCUGCAACAACAACGAACGUAUUGAAUUCGGUAUCGUUUGAAGUCAAACCGAACGAAGUGGUCAAAUUACAGGGCGUUUCGGGACGAGGCAAGACGACGUGUUUGCACCUGUUGCAAAAAUUUUACAAAGUAAAUCGAGGCGCGAUAACGUUAGACGGUGUAAACAUCGACUCCUUAUCCUCGGAAUGGUUGCGUAAACGCGUCAUAUCGAUCGUCUCGCAAGAACCGGUGUUGUUUUCCGGGACUAUUUUCGACAACAUCGUCUAUGGCUCGGAUGAAUUUGAUGUGGUAUUUGAUGGAAACGGACGAAACGAGAGCAACAUUCCAAGAGAGGUAUACGAACGCGUCGUCAAAGCGGCCAAAGCGGCGUUGAUUUACGACGACAUCGCGUUGGAUUUAUUUUCCAAAAAGAUUGGUGAGCGAGGAUGCACUUUAUCGGGCGGGCAAAAGCAACGCGUAGCCAUCGCUCGAGCGUUGUUCGCGGAUCCGAAGAUUCUCUUGUUGGACGAACCGACGUCGGCGUUGGACGCGGAGAGCGAAAAGAUAGUCAUCGAGGCGUUGAAAAGAGCGAGUAAAGGAAGAACGGUGUUAGUCGUUAGCCAUAGUAAUAAUCAUUUGAUGUUGGAGGAUAGAGUGGUGCGUUUGUAG
Molecule: messenger RNA, 1875 nt
Organism: Bathycoccus prasinos
Lineage: Eukaryota; Viridiplantae; Chlorophyta; Mamiellophyceae; Mamiellales; Bathycoccaceae
Exons: 1
Coding region: 1-1875 (624 amino acids)
Biological process (GO): transmembrane transport
Cellular component (GO): membrane
Molecular function (GO): ATP binding; ATP hydrolysis activity; ABC-type oligopeptide transporter activity
Source: RefSeq, a predicted model, not a curated record